Molecule: messenger RNA, 289 nt
Organism: Notodromas monacha
Lineage: Eukaryota; Metazoa; Arthropoda; Ostracoda; Podocopida; Cyprididae
Source: the annotation of a GenBank genome assembly
AUUUCUGAGUCUUCUCUUUUCAGAUGCGAGGAAUUGUGGGAAGGUGACGAUGCGCAGAUUUUCGCGGGUUGUUCUGAUAUUGGUGAUUUGUAGCGUGGUUCUGCUCACGUGGAAAUGGGGUUUCGCGCGCAAAAUGAAAGCUGAUGCAAUAUUUGAGAUUUCAGCAAUGCUUUUGAAGUCUCAAGGAAGCAGGAACUUGAGUAAUCCGGACACGACCGAUUAUUCACAGAAUGGUCAAAGUGCGGUCAUCGACACGCUUCUAGGAAAAAAGGUGUGGAUUUUCUUUGAG